Geodia barretti is the source of this 339-nucleotide messenger RNA. The record is from the annotation of a GenBank genome assembly. NCBI's taxonomy places the organism in Eukaryota, Metazoa, Porifera, Demospongiae, Tetractinellida, Geodiidae.
GAUCCUCACAUUCUCACGCAUGCGCACUACCUUUGUUUAUCAAAGAUGGCUGAAAAGGCGGACCCUCCCUCCAGUUCUCCUCCACCGUCUCCGUCAGCGAACCGUUGGUCUCGUCACGAGAUCCCUCUCUCUAGAAGAGAGGGCGAAGAGGUCUUAGCUCACAGACUUUGGAUGGCACCACCUCGAAAGCCACCUCCUGAACCUUUAGAUAUGGUAAAGCGUUAUUCUUGUGUCUAUAUACCUGAGUGAGUUUGUUGGUAGAGUUUGUUAAAAUUCGCAGAGAGAUCUUAGAAGGGUUUUUCUAAGAAUUUUUGCUAGCUGACCUGAUGAUAGCAGUAG